Messenger RNA from Aspergillus mulundensis, 1110 nucleotides. RefSeq names its product mRNA splicing protein PRP18. Gene Ontology annotation, cellular component: U2-type post-spliceosomal complex; U5 snRNP; U4/U6 x U5 tri-snRNP complex. The record is from RefSeq and is a predicted model, not a curated record. Gene Ontology annotation, biological process: RNA splicing; generation of catalytic spliceosome for second transesterification step. NCBI's taxonomy places the organism in Eukaryota, Fungi, Ascomycota, Eurotiomycetes, Eurotiales, Aspergillaceae. Bases 1 to 1110 code for a protein of 369 amino acids. The transcript has 2 exons.
AUGGAUUUCGCCGCGUUGAUGUCAAAAGAAAUAGCCAAGGCGAAGGGUUCAACGACCCCAAGCUCAGGCUCAGAACAAAACGGCGCAAAGCCGCCACAAAAGAAGUAUGCCCGUCGCGCAGACGAAGAAGCAGCCCGGAUACAAGCCUACAAGGAAGAACAAGCAAGAUUAGCAAAAGAGCGCGAGGAACGACAAGCGCAAAAGCGCAAGCUGGAAGAAGAAGAGACAGAGCGACGACUAGAGCGAGAGGAGAAGAAGCGACGGCUUGCGGAAGAAUCACGCAAGAAAAGAGAGGAAGAAGAAGCGGCGCAAGAACGCGAACGACGGAAGCGAAUCGGACUGCCUGAGGUGCCCCCGACGCCUAGCGAGAACGAGACGCCUGAGACGGAGGGAGACGGGAAAGAGGAUAUCAGUGAAGAGGAUCUUACCAAAAAACUUCGGGAACUUGGGGAGCCGACCUGUCUAUUCGGGGAGAAUCACCGCGCUCGAUUACGGCGGUACAGGAAGCUGCUUGAGCGUUCUCUGGAAACUCAGAAGAUGUCCGAUGGGUCCAUUCCAACGACGCUGGAGCCGGUUCCUGAGGUGGACAUGAAGAUUCCGACGGCGGUGCCUAAGGAUGCUGAAGGUCGGCACUUCUUGUUCCGCCAGCUUGCUUCAUACUUCAACAUGGUGCUCUUUGAGUGGGAGCUUGCUCUUGCCAAACGAGAUGUGUCGGUGAAGCAGAGUCUGCAGGGACGACAGGCAUACAAUGCGAUGGUGCAGUCGCGAGAGAAUAUGACGCCUCUCUUCCGCAAGUUCGAGAAGGCGGAUGUUGACGAUAGCGUGCUCGAGCAUAUCGUAGAGAUUACCCAUAAAGCUCAGCUGAGGAGAUAUGUUGAUGCUAAUGAUGCUUAUCUCCGAUUGAGUAUUGGAAAAGCAGCAUGGCCUAUUGGGGUUACCAUGGUGGGUAUUCACGAGCGUUCAGCACGAGAAAAACUGCAUCAGGGCGACAAGCAAGCGCAUAUCCUCAGUGACGAAAGCACACGCAAAUAUCUUCAGAGUAUCAAACGCUGUCUCAGCUUUGCUCAGACCCGGUGGCCACCAGACGACCAGCUGCAAAUCAUGGGUUAA